AUGAAGAAGCCAUGGGCGCUGUCAUUUUCCUAUGGACGAGCUCUGCAAGCGUCAUGCAUGGCAAAAUGGCGGGGCCAAGAAAGUAAUGUGAAAGAGGCUCAGGCCCUUUUGCUACAACGAGCGCGUGCAAACUCACUGGCAACCCUUGGCAAGUACGAAAGGGAUGUGAACGCCCGUGAAGCUGCCUCGAGCUAG
Molecule: messenger RNA, 195 nt
Organism: Cooperia oncophora
Lineage: Eukaryota; Metazoa; Nematoda; Chromadorea; Rhabditida; Trichostrongylidae
Source: the annotation of a GenBank genome assembly